CUGAUCUAACCUAACAUCCAUCCGUCACACUUUAGAUAUCUGUCAAUAAGUAUUCAGCUGUGUUUUCUUCUUUUAUAACUUAUAUUCGAAGAAUGACGAAUGCUGAAGUUAAAAUUCAAGAAGCAUUUUACAUUUUAUCGCAAGAGACAAAAGAAUUAUGUUUGGAAAGAGAUAUUGCAGAAGUAACACAUACAAUCACACCGCUUAUUUUCUACCGAGAAUUUGUCUCAAAGAAUAUACCAUUAGUGAUACGAGGAGCAAUAAAACAUUGGCCUGUUAUAAGCAAGUGGUCCAUACCAUAUCUCCGUAAGAUAUUCGGUGAUGAGAAGAUUUCAGUCGCCGUAACACCGAACGGCUAUGCAGACGCGAUAGCCAAAACGGAUGAAACUGGGAAAAAAUUUUUCGUAAUGCCUGAAGAACGUAAUCUCAUGAUGUCAGAAUUCCUCGAUGAAUUGGAGAAUCCAUGGAAGAACAGCAUAUUUUACAUACAGAAACAGAACUCAAAUUUUAUAAGCAGUUUUUGUAAAUUGUGGUCGGACGCAGAAAUCGAGAUACCGUGGGCUAAUGAAGCGUUCGGAAAGUAACCAGAUGCCGUGAACUUCUGGAUGGGAGAUGAAAGAGCUGUGACUUCCAUGCAUAAAGAUCAUUAUGAAAAAUAUUGUGUUGUGAAUGGUGAGAACUUCAUUUUACAUCCUCCCACGGAUUUACCAUGAAUUCCAUAUCAAAAUUAUCCAUCCGCUGUUUAUAAAGAACACGAGUCUGGAAAGUGGACGAUCGAUCUGAGCAGCGGCACAUUCGACUCGGAACAAAUUGCAAAUUCUUCCACAUUGACACCAUGGAUAUGUAUAGACCCUCUAAAGCCAGAUUAUGAAAAAUAUCCAAAGUAGGUACACACUCUGAAAGUCACACUGAAUGCGGGAGAUGCGCUGUAUCUGCCAUCUCUAUGGUUCCAUCAUGUAACGCAGUCCCAUGCUUGCAUAUCCGUUAAUUAUUGGUAUGACAUGAAAUUUGAUAUUAAGUAUGCAUAUUUUAAAGCGCUCGAGACGUUGUGCAAAUAA
This is a messenger RNA of Harpegnathos saltator (Jerdon's jumping ant), 1058 nucleotides long. Its product is annotated as Jumonji domain containing 7. The record is from RefSeq and is a predicted model, not a curated record. NCBI's taxonomy places the organism in Eukaryota, Metazoa, Arthropoda, Insecta, Hymenoptera, Formicidae.